Messenger RNA from Momordica charantia (bitter melon), 813 nucleotides. RefSeq names its product Adenine nucleotide alpha hydrolases-like superfamily protein. The record is from RefSeq and is a predicted model, not a curated record. Gene Ontology annotation, molecular function: AMP binding. Lineage: Eukaryota; Viridiplantae; Streptophyta; Magnoliopsida; Cucurbitales; Cucurbitaceae.
CAUAAAAUUGUGGGGGUUGCAGAAGGCAGGCGACGAAGCAUCGAGAGGAGAGAGAGAGAGAUCGUUGAAGUUGGAGGAGAGAGCGAAGAAGAAUGGAGGGAGAACCUACUCGAAUAAUGUUGGCUGUGAAUCAGUCAACCAUCAAAGGCUAUCCACACGCUUCCAUAAGUAGCACAAGGGCCUUCCAAUGGACUCUCCACAAGAUCGUCCGCUCCAACACCUCCGGUUUCAAGUUGCUCUUCCUCCAUGUCCAAAUCCCCGACGAAGACGCUUUUGAUGACGUCGAUAGCAUCUUUGCGUCACCUGAUGAUUUUAAAGACUUAAAGCAUAGGGAGAGGGCAAGAGGGCUUCUUCUACUGGAGUUCUUUGUGAAUAGAUGUCAUGAAAUUGGGGUUGGUUGUGAAGCUUGGCUUAAGAAAGGCGAUCCAACAGAAGUAAUUUGCCUCGAGGCAAAACGUGUGCGACCUGAUUUUCUAGUUGUGGGAAGUAGAGGCCUUGGCCCUUUCAAAAGGGUUUUCGUGGGCACUGUAAGUGAAUUCUGUGUAAAACAUGCCGAGUGCCCCGUCAUUACAAUCAAACGCGGGGAGGACGAGACACCCGAAGAUCCAGUCGACGACUGACCGACUUUCCAGUAUAACUCAUGGCAUCUUUGAUUUCGUUUCAUCCUGUUUAUAAAUAAGAAACUUCUUAGUGAGCGUCUGUGUAUUUAGUGAGCAAAAGUUACCAAUUCGCCACUGAUUUUCUCUUGUGUUGUGAUUUGUUCGAGCAUACAGUCACUGUUUGUUCAAUUGAUUGAUGACUCCCAUUUAGGAA